Nicotiana tabacum (common tobacco) is the source of this 909-nucleotide messenger RNA. The record is from RefSeq and is a predicted model, not a curated record. NCBI's taxonomy places the organism in Eukaryota, Viridiplantae, Streptophyta, Magnoliopsida, Solanales, Solanaceae.
AUGCAAGUGAACUUGAGAGAUAGCGUUACAUCUCCCGCGUCUAGGGAUAUUACUGUUCCAUUGGGCAAGGAGCUUAAAGCUGAAAAUCAAGCUCUAAAACCAGUUGAUACUAUAUUGGGGAAGACGAAGGAAGCUGAGACUCAAUUGCCAGAAAAUACUAAAGAACCAACUUGGGUUGGGAUCCUUAGUGGUAAUCGACCAGUUGUGAACGGUAUGCCUUUGCACUACAUUACUCCUGAAGCAGUAGAGGGUAAUCUUGUGGCUAAACUGGACAAAUCAGAUUUAAAAGAUGAAACCCUAAAGUGGAAAUGUGCCCUAAUCAUUUAUGCAAUUGGGUUUCAAUCCGUGGCUAACAUGAAGACAAUUCUGUGUGAGGGACCUUACACAGUCAACAAUAGGCCCAUGAUAAUGAAACAAUGGAGUCAAUUGUUUGAUUUUGAUGCAGAAUUUUUAACUAAGAUUCCUCUUUGGGUUAUAUUUCCCAAACUUCCCAUGAACUGCUGGGGAGGUACCUCAUUGAGUAGAAUAACUAGCACUAUAGGGAUUCCAUUGUUAGAUGAGUGCACUGCCAAACAAACUAGAAUCUCUUAUGCUAGAAUUCUCAUCGAGGUGAAUGUCACUAAACCUCUCCCCAACAAGGUCCCUAUUAUGGAUGAUUCAGGCAACGUGUUUGAUCAGGAAAUGAAAUAUGAUUGGAAGCCAGAAUUCUGUGGGGAAUGCUUAAAAUUUGGGUAUGAUUGUACAAAGAUCCGUAAGAAGGAGGUUAAGCAAAUUCAACAGCCAAAAAGAAUUAGACCACAACCUAUGAAACAAGUGUGGAAAACUACAGGAGUUGUGUUAGCUCCUACACAUAAAUCUAAUCAAGAGCAGCCAAAGAUGAUGAAUGAUGCCUCCUAUGUGUGUUGUUGA